Hevea brasiliensis (rubber tree) is the source of this 981-nucleotide messenger RNA. RefSeq names its product legumin A-like. Gene Ontology annotation, molecular function: nutrient reservoir activity. The transcript is spliced from 4 exons. Bases 1 to 981 code for a protein of 326 amino acids. Lineage: Eukaryota; Viridiplantae; Streptophyta; Magnoliopsida; Malpighiales; Euphorbiaceae. The record is from RefSeq and is a predicted model, not a curated record.
AUGACCAGUUCCAAUGCGCUGGUGUGGCCGUCGUCAAGCACACCAUUAAAACCUCUGGCCUUAUCCUCCAGCAAUGCUCCCCAAAUCAUGUACGUUAUCAAAGGUAGAGGAGUGUUAGGGAUCGUAAUUCCUGGAUGCCCCGAAACUUUACAGGGCAAUAAGGACCAGGACAGGCACCAGAAGAUUAAUUAUCACGGUAAGGGCGAUAUUGUUGCUGUGCCUGGUGGAUUACCCAUUUGGCUCUUCAACAACGGCAGUGAAGACGUUGUUGCCCUUUCUGUCCUUGGCACAACCAACAGUGCCAACCAGCUUGACAUGACGCCUAGAAGGUUCUAUCUAGCUGGUAACCCAGAAGAUGAGUUCCCACAACAACAUGAAAGCAGAUUUGAGCGUGGCCAGCAACAAUAUUCCCUUCGUCGCCCUCGCCAGCGACAACAGGGCUCUUGCAACAAUCUUUUCUGUGUAAUGGGUGAGAGUUUAAUCUCUGAAGCUUUCGAUAUCGACUCAAGCAUUGCUAGAAAACUUCGUGGAGAGAAUGACAACGGGGGUAACAUUGUGAAAGUGAGAGAUAAACUUAACCUAGUCAAGCCAAUAUCCAAGAGUGAUGGAGAGAGGGAGGAGAAACAAAAGCGAGAAAACCCAAGAGGAGGAGGAGGAAGAGGAGGAUGCUAUGAUGCUGCCAAGCUGGAAAUGAACGGCCACAGCAUAAGCUACGUGACAAGGGGUAGUGCGCGGGUUCAGGUGGUUAAUGAGAAAGGAAGAAGUGUGUUCGACGGCAAUGUAACGAAAGGGCAGGUCCUGGUGGUGCCACAAGACUAUGUAGCAGCUACGUGUGCGAAUAGUGACAGAUUCGAACAUAUAGUCCUCAAUACCAAUGGCAAUGCGAAGAUCAACCCUGUUGUUGGCCGCACUCGUUCAUCCGGGCCAUUCCGAGUGACGUGCUCACCAACGCAUUCGGUCUUCGGGGAAAUGAUGCAAUGA